AGCCGCAGUAACAAAUAACAACCCAAAAUCACCGCUAUAAUAUUCCCCAAACACUCAUAACUCUCAUUCCAGUAUGCACUUCUUCAAAGUUCUCGUUGGCUUUGCCGCCACAGUCUCUGCCAUUGAUAUCCAGAAGCACUUUGGCCAGAGCUGCAGCGGCAACUACCGUGUCUGCAGGGGCCUGGAACCCAACGUCUGCUGCGUGGGCGCAACGGCCGAGAGCAUCCUCUUCCGUUACAUCCCAUCCAACUGGCGUAUUGAGUGCCGGGGCUACGACGGCGGCGACUGCCGCAAUCGUCGCUCUACCAUCUUCUCUGCUGGCGCCACGGAGAUCUGUAUGCGCUCCGGCGGUUUCCUCUUCACCGGCGCUGGCUACGGCUUCGUCAACAGGAAGCGGGCUCCCGAGGCCGACGAGACGUGCGCCAUCGGCGAAUUGGACCCGGCCGGCGAGGGGCAGGUGCAAAAGUGCGAGUCCAGCCAGGAGCCCGACACCCUCGUCCUAGUCGACGGUUCGGAAUUCAACCUUCUUUGCCAUUGCCGCCGACCCCAAUGUGACUUCUAUUGACGACAUUCCGGACGAGUUCAAGUCCCUUGAAAUCUUG
Colletotrichum navitas is the source of this 602-nucleotide messenger RNA. RefSeq lists its product as uncharacterized. The transcript has 2 exons. NCBI's taxonomy places the organism in Eukaryota, Fungi, Ascomycota, Sordariomycetes, Glomerellales, Glomerellaceae. Bases 74 to 565 code for a protein of 163 amino acids. The record is from RefSeq and is a predicted model, not a curated record.